AUGGCGGGUACUCAAAUCUAUAUUAACGAUCUCUCCGAGCACUUAGAUGAUAAAUUGACCGUCUCAUCGACACCGCAGAGGUCGACAGCGCUAUCCAACAAACUAUCUGGCGUUCUCUCCGUAUCCUAUGCAGACUCUGAGAUCAGAGAUGCCCUACGUAGUCUGGAUGAGAAAGAGAUCAGAAACACAGCAGAGACAAGGCGGAGGCUGCGACUCGAUGUCCAAAAAGAGGUCAUACAACGAAACGGAUCCGUUGUCCAUGAAUUUGGUCAUGUUGCGGAGCAAUUGAAACGCAUCGGCACUGCCAUCAACAGUCUGAACAAAUGCUGCGAGGAUAUGCGUCACCAUGUGACGGCGGCUCGUCAUGAAAGCGCACCUGUACUUAAGGAAGCCUCCACGCUUUUGGUCCAAAAGCAGGAAUUAGAGACAAAAAAGCAGUUGCUAGAUGCCUUCAACAAGCAUUUCAUCAUCUCAGAAGAAGAUCUACUAGUCUUAACAGGUGCGGCUGAGGCUGUGGAUGACACUUUUUUUGCAAUCUUGAAAAGAGUCAAACAGAUCUAUGUCGACUGUCAAGUCCUACUUGGGACCGAGGACCAAAGGCUUGGGCUUGAGCUUAUGGAUCAGAGCUCAAGAAAUCUCAAUAUCGGCUAUCAGAAGCUCUACAGAUGGAUUCAGAAAGAAUUCAAGACGUUGAAUCUAGAGAGUCCACAGAUCAGCUCCAUCAUUCGGCGUGCCCUGCGAGCACUUGCAGAACGACCAACGCUGUUCCAAAGCUGUUUAGACUUAUUUGCGGAAGCUCGAGAGGGUGUCCUGACUGAUGCCUUCUAUUCGGCGUUGACCGGUUUAUCAAGUGAAAACGAUCAGAACCCAAUGACGAAACCAAUUGAGUUUUAUGCCCAUGAUCCCCUUCGCUAUGUGGGUGAUAUGCUUGCGUGGACUCACUCUGCAACUGUAUCUGAGCGCGAGGCUUUAGAAUCACUCUUUAUAUCUGACGGAGACGAAAUAAGCAAAGGUUUCGAAGCAGGCAGGCACGCCGAGCCUUGGUCGACAGGCAACGACGAGGUUUUUGACGGACGCAAAGCGCUGGGAGAGCUCGUCAACCGCAACAUAGCUGGAGUAGCAAGAGCGCUCCGUCAACGGAUAGAGCAAGUUCUUCAGAACCAUGAAGACGCAGUGCUACUGUACAAGAUUGCUAACCUCGUCAUAUUCUAUCGCGUCACAUUCAUCAAGCUGCUAGGCCCGAACUCUAGUCUGCUCGAAACACUAUCUUCGCUAGAGCAGUCUGCCCUCCGCCAAUUCCGGACUCUCGUGUCCGACAAUGUCUCCGCAAUACAGGCAGACAUUGCAGCACCCACCCCAGAUCUGCGGAUACCCGACUUCCUAGAUGAAACGCUCACCCAAUUCACCACCCUCCUGAAAAUCUACGACUCAUCUCUCACCCCAGCUUCUUCCCGCGUCGCAGGUUUCGAGCCCAUCAUCUCCCAUGCUCUCAACCCAUUCCUUUCCAUCUGCGAGAAGAUGGCCAAAGAAACCAACGAGCCCUCCGCCAGCAUUUUCAUCGCCAAUUGCCUCUUGGCAGCCAGAAAUACCCUCUCCACUUAUGAGUUCGUCCAAGAUCGAGUGUCGGAAUUGAACGAGCAACUCGCAAGCCUGACUUCCAGCCUCACAGAAUAUCAGCACGCAUUCUUUCUCCAUACCUCUGGGCUUCAUCCGCUGCUCGUCGCUCUAGCGCCUACAGAAGACACUCCGGAUGGUCUUCUUAAAGUCCCUACGCUUACACCAUUCCUGCUUCAGCCACUCACCAACGCCAGCCAGACUCUCGAUGAUUUUCUACCCUCAGCGCUUAUGGACGCAAUGGAGACUCUCAAGCGUUUGGGUAACACCAAAUUGUCACAGGAGGUAACGGCGAAUGCGGCUGAGAGGUUCUGCCAGGACUUUGAGUUUGUGGAGGGGAAGUUAGCAGCGGUCGAUGAGUUGAGGGAGAGUGCUGUGCACGAAGCUGGAGAGGAAAAUGAAAAGGAAGAGCAAGAGCUGGUGCCACUGAGGUCGCUAUUCCCUAGGACGAGUGGAGAGAUUAGGGUGUUGCUUAGCUGA
Molecule: messenger RNA, 2094 nt
Organism: Letharia columbiana
Lineage: Eukaryota; Fungi; Ascomycota; Lecanoromycetes; Lecanorales; Parmeliaceae
Exons: 2
Coding region: 1-2094 (697 amino acids)
Biological process (GO): intra-Golgi vesicle-mediated transport
Cellular component (GO): COG complex
Source: RefSeq, a predicted model, not a curated record